Messenger RNA from Trypanosoma conorhini, 606 nucleotides. RefSeq lists its product as uncharacterized. NCBI's taxonomy places the organism in Eukaryota, Euglenozoa, Kinetoplastea, Trypanosomatida, Trypanosomatidae. Bases 1 to 606 code for a protein of 201 amino acids. The record is from RefSeq and is a predicted model, not a curated record. The transcript has a single exon.
AUGCCUUUAGAGUACGCUAGCCGUGUGACGAACCAGAAGCAACUAGUGUUUACGCAUCCCAAAGACCCCAAGUAUGGCUGGAAUACUCACGUGCACGAGUUGGCGUCUCUUCAUCCCGGCAUUUUGGGGCCUGGGCGCCGCACCCCUCAGUUGAAUUGGUACAAUCGAGGCGGUAUUGUUUGUGAGAUUCCUCCUGUUCCUGUGUAUCGCGAACGCAUCUGGUGCCAGGGUCACUCCCACUUUAUCCUGCAGCAUCCGAAAAUCUUUAUCAAGUGCCCUCCGGGUGUUGUUGUCUCCUGCAAGUGGUGCCGACUGAAGUUUAUCAAUAUGUCCACCAAGGAGGACAAAGACGACGACUGGCAGAGUGAGGAGCAUAAAAUUUCGACCACACCAGAGUCUGUGAGUGAUUUGAUGCAGCCUAUACGUGACAUUGGGGGCGUUUUGCGUGACAGGCCCUUUCAAGACGGUAAAGAGCCUGAUCCGCACGUGUACCGUUCCGUUUUUGAUCCUGAACGAUAUCGAUGGAAGCACCCGCAUCAUAAAUAUGAGGUUCACCCAGCGUACGCAGAGUCCAAGGAGGAGGGUAGUGGUGGGGCUUUACAUUAG